UAAUUUUAACCACAAUAUUCAAAAUCAUGCUUAUGUGCACUUUAAUUUUUACAAAACUUCAUAUUCAAAACCCCCAAAAUUUGAAGCGUGCUACGAGUCUCCCCAUACGCCGCUCCUGCCCUUGCUACUUGCCGCUUUUCACCAUCCUGCAACUCUAUCUUCUCCGUCACCUCCUGUUCGAGUUUGUACCCUAAGUUCCUUUCCAGAAAUGGGUUCAACAAAUAUAAGGGAUAUUUUGAGUUGUUUGAGCCCCUCCUUGGACUUGUUUGCUAUCAGUUCUGGCGAUGGCCGUAUCAAGAUAUGGGAUACAGUGAAGGGUCAAAUACAGACCGAGUUUGCAGAUAUUGUGUCAACAGAGACAGAAAGCUUGUUUACUAAGCCAGGUGGUCAUCUUUCAAUAGAUUAUACUUGCAUGAAGUGGCUCUUAUCAUGUGACAGAAAGAAAAAAAGGAAGCUUGGAACUUCAUUAUUGAUCUUAGGUACAGGCAGUGGUGAUGUUUCUGCUUUAGAUGUAUCUGCGGGUCAUCUGAAAUGGAAAUUUAGUGAUUGCCAUCCUGGCGGUGUCAGCGCCAUCUCAUUCCCUUCACAUGGUUCAUUCAUUUACACGGCUGGUGCUGAUGGACUAGUUUGCCAAAUUGACUCCAUGUCGGGGAACUUACUGCAUAAGUUUAAAGCGUCCACUAAAGCAAUAUCAUCUUUAUCAGUUUCGUCAGAUGGGAAAAUACUAGCAACAGCAACUUCUCAGUUGAAAAUUUUCAAUUGCUUCGAUGACAAAAGGCUCCAGAAAUUUUCAGGCCACCCUGGGGCUGUUCGGUGUAUGGUUUUCUCUGAAGAUGGGAGACAUAUUCUUUCUUCUUCUGUUGGUGACCGACAUGUAGCAGUUUGGAAGUUAGAUGGUAGCAAAAAGAACUCAGCGUGCUGCUUGCUUGCCAUGGAUCACCCUCCUGUCCUUUUGGAUAGCUACUGCAUUAAAUCUGGAGAUGAAAAUGAUGCAAGUUUAGGUGUUUUGGCCAUUUCAGAAAUUGGUGUUUGCUACUUUUGGCAUGGAAAAAGCUUUGAGGAAUUGCACAAUGGGAAGCCCACAAAAAUAUGCAUAGCUUUAGAUGAGAAAAUACUGAAGAAACAUAAAGAAGCCGUGCCUAGUAUUUUUUCAGCAAAAUUGCAAUCUAUUAGCAAAUCUGGUUCCGGCCAUAUGUUUAUUGCAUAUGGCUCGUUGAUAAAGCCAUCAUUUGAAAAAGUUAUGGUGCAGCCUGGUGCGGAUAUCAGGUUAAAAAGUUCUCUUGAUGGGAUCCUUCUAUUCUUCAAUCAAUCUCGCAAAUCUAAACAAGCGUCCAGCACCCAGAGUCAGGUUACUGCUCUCGAUCGUGCAAAUGCAGAGGGUGCCUUACUUCCUUUGCCUAAGAUUCUUGAUCAGGUUGGCGUGGAGACUGGAAUUAAGCCCACAGUUAGCAAAGAUGUCAGUGUUAAACAAGGGGAAGAUGAGGUCACAAUUUGCAUGGAGGACCAGUUAAGAUCCCUGGGUAUAAUUAGCAACGACUAUGAACUCUCGCCUACCUCAAUUCUUGAUGAUAAGGUUUUGAAAAGAAUAAGUGGUGGUGCUAGUGUGCCACAGAAGAAGAUGAAAGCAGCUAUUUUAUCCAUGGAACCGCAUGAUGCUUACAACUUAUUGAAAGCCUUGGUGGACGCAUGGCAGUCCAGAUCAAGCAUGGGAAUACAUGUUCUUCCAUGGAUAUGUUGUAUAAUGGUGAACCACAAUGAAUUUGUUACAUCGCAGGAACCACUGACGCCUCUUCUGGAUUCCAUGAACAAGGUAGGAUAUAUGCUGCUACAAUGCUACUGUUGCUGGGGAAGUAUGGGAUUACUUUGGGGGUGCCAACUUUCCAAGUCAAAGGUGGCAGCCCUUAACUAUUUAUUGCAGUUAUCUGGCCGUUUGCAACUCGUAAUGGCACAGAUCGAGAAGGCUGAUAAUAAGAAAGCCCCAGCAUUAACACUUGAGGGGCAGAUGGAUGAAAGUGAGGAUGAUGAGGUAGAUGAAGUUAUGUAUGGCAGAGAUGUAGAAUCUCAAACGAGCAGUGAUGGGGAUGAUUAGGACUUUUUGGGUUUUAUGUUGCGGACCUGUCAUUCUCAUGCCAAUGAAAUAUCGUCGGGGGGCCAUUUUUAGUAGCUCUGUGGCAUUUUACUGGAAGUACUGCUACUGUUAAGUGUGUACCUUAUUUUGUACGACUUGCUUAGUUACAUGCAAGGCAAUACCAUCUUUCCUUCUUCA
This is a messenger RNA of Capsicum annuum, 2266 nucleotides long. RefSeq names its product WD repeat-containing protein 43. The record is from RefSeq and is a predicted model, not a curated record. The transcript has 13 exons. Gene Ontology annotation, molecular function: protein binding. Bases 209 to 2089 code for a protein of 626 amino acids. Lineage: Eukaryota; Viridiplantae; Streptophyta; Magnoliopsida; Solanales; Solanaceae.